AAACUAAAGGCAGUCCAGUUAGCUGAGAAGCUGCUCCCUGCCUUUAAUACCCCCACAGGAAUUCCCUGGGCCAUGGUCAAUCUUAAGAGUGGCGUUGGUCGUAACUGGGGUUGGGCGUCGGCGGGCAGCAGCAUCCUGGCUGAGUUUGGGACUCUUCAUAUGGAGUUUGUACAUCUCACCUAUCUGACUGGGAAUCCUGCCUACUACCAGAAGGUGAUGCACAUCCGGAAGCUGCUAGCCAAAAUGGAUCGACCCAACGGGCUCUACCCGAACUACCUGAACCCCCGUACAGGCCGCUGGGGCCAACGUAAGUACACGUUGCAGUGGAAAAUAGCAACAGUCAAUGUGGCAAUGAAUUACUUCUUUGCAUUAUAGUGCUAAUUCAAGUG
Messenger RNA from Lates calcarifer (barramundi perch), 389 nucleotides. RefSeq names its product mannosyl-oligosaccharide 1,2-alpha-mannosidase IB-like. Gene Ontology annotation, biological process: carbohydrate metabolic process; N-glycan processing. The transcript has 3 exons. NCBI's taxonomy places the organism in Eukaryota, Metazoa, Chordata, Actinopteri, Centropomidae. The record is from RefSeq and is a predicted model, not a curated record. Gene Ontology annotation, molecular function: calcium ion binding; mannosyl-oligosaccharide 1,2-alpha-mannosidase activity. Bases 73 to 375 code for a protein of 100 amino acids. Gene Ontology annotation, cellular component: endoplasmic reticulum; Golgi membrane; extracellular exosome.